UAGGGGGGUGAAGCUGCCCCUGCAUCAAUGAGCCUGUUUAUCAGAAAAGACCACUAGACUGGUAAUGACACGGUUCACUGAUCAGCCCGGGAGAAAGUAAACCUCAGCUUUCACCUUCCUUCCUAUAUUUAAGCCGGGCGUUCGCCCUCGAUUGUUUCAGUCUACCUCUCUGUGUGCUCCACCAGGAUCCUGGGAUGAUUUGGACCGCAGCUCUCCUCGUGAUCGUCGGCUCAUACGCUGACUCAGAUGACUACUGUUAUGAUGAACCACAUUGUGAUUCUUACUCAUGGGGAGACAUGUUCCCUUCCUGUUACUCUUUAAUUGAUCACCAUGACUCUCCCAUCAACUUGGACGAACACAUGGUCAGAAACGCCUCUCUGGGCGCUCUGUAUCUAGAGGGCUUCGAGGAGACGCAAACAGGCCACUGGACGCUCAAAAACGACGGGCACUCAGUCAUACUGCAGGUCGGCAGCGGCAUGGCGGUGAGUGGUGGCGGCCUUCCAGAUGUGUACCACACCAUCCAGCUGCACUUCCACUGGGGAGGUCCGGCGUCCAAUGGCUCAGAGCACACCGUGGACAGACGCAGAUACCCAAUGGAGAUGCACAUAGUCAACAUUAAGUCCAUCCAUCCAAAUCUGUCUGCAGCCCUCGACGAUCCAACAGGACUUGCCGUUCUUGGAUUCUUCAUUGAUGUUGUGUAUGCAGAUAAUGUGCACUUUGGACACAUCUCACAGAAACUCUCCUCUGUUGCUUACAAAGGGCAAGCAACUAAAGUAAAGCCAUUUCCUCUAAUGAGCCUCCUGCCGAAGCACAACAUGAGUCAGUAUUACCGAUAUUACGGCAGCCUUACCACCCCUCCAUGUUCUCAAGCGGUUGUGUGGACUUUGUAUGAGGUCCCCAUCUACAUCUCAUGGUCCCAACUGGCUCAGUUUACCUCGCAGAUCUUCUCCACAGAGGAGGACGCAGAGCAGGUGACGCCUCUCCAGAACAAUUUCAGACACAUUCAUCACAUCCUCAGUCGCGUUGUCUCAGCCUCCAUAGAUGCCAAACUGCUCAGAGGAGCGGCUGGUCGAACCCUCUGGUCUGCUACAUCAGUGCAUCUGCUUCCAGUCCUUUUACUGGGAUGCUUCUUACCUGGACUUUAGCACCAUGUUAAAUCCAAGGCGUGAAAUAGUACAACACCAAAAUUAAAAUUAAAUAAAUAAAAAACAGAUUAGUUGAACUUUUCAUUUAAGGAGAAGUUUUCAGACAUUUAGAAAUACUCUAGGAAAAACAAGCAAACUGUGAAGAAGAGUACUGUAAGUGUUAUUUAACGUCUCAUGUGUUUUCAGGAUAUUUGAUUUCAUUAGCAUGUUGCUAACCGUUUAAUGUGAACCAUUUUGCAUUCAAAGUGUGCUUUUAAAAACUACAGUCUAAUGUACAUGCGUAUAUCCUUUGUUUUUCUGUAGUGAGCAAUUAAAAAUAAAAAUAAAAGCUAAGUUAAGUCAAAGGAAAACUUUGGAAAUUGGGUUGGUUAGCAUAGCAUGUUAGCAUGCUAACAAGGUUGAUUGUUUAUAAAACAUUUGAAAAAUUAAAAGUCUUGGUCACGCAUUUUAAGCUGAUGAUGAUGAUUUAAAAAUGUGCCCAAAUAACGCAGUAACGCAGAUUUAUGAAAAAGUAAAGAAAUAUAUAAAGAAAAAUACAAUUAGAUCUAUAAUUCACUAGACAACAGUAUAAUUUCCAUAUCUCUGAAUGCCACUACAGUGGAUUUUAAACAGUUGAGAUGUGAUUUAAAUGCAGAUUUUCAGUUUUAAUUUAAAAGAUUUUUAUAAAAUGUAUAUACAGUCUUUUAAUUAAUUGAACAAACCCAUAUGAAUUUAAACAUAAAUAUUGU
Molecule: messenger RNA, 1873 nt
Organism: Oreochromis aureus
Lineage: Eukaryota; Metazoa; Chordata; Actinopteri; Cichliformes; Cichlidae
Gene: car15
Product: carbonic anhydrase 15
Exons: 8
Coding region: 195-1145 (316 amino acids)
Cellular component (GO): plasma membrane
Molecular function (GO): zinc ion binding; carbonate dehydratase activity
Source: RefSeq, a predicted model, not a curated record